Macadamia integrifolia is the source of this 774-nucleotide messenger RNA. RefSeq names its product methylesterase 10-like. Gene Ontology annotation, molecular function: methyl jasmonate esterase activity; methyl indole-3-acetate esterase activity; methyl salicylate esterase activity. Bases 1 to 774 code for a protein of 257 amino acids. The record is from RefSeq and is a predicted model, not a curated record. The transcript has 3 exons. NCBI's taxonomy places the organism in Eukaryota, Viridiplantae, Streptophyta, Magnoliopsida, Proteales, Proteaceae. Gene Ontology annotation, biological process: jasmonic acid metabolic process; salicylic acid metabolic process.
AUGUCAGACCAACAGAAACACUUUGUUCUAGUUCAUGAAGCUUGUCAUGGUGCAUGGACUUGGUACAAGGUAGUGAAGUUGCUAAGCUCGUUUGGUCAUAAAGUUACUGCACUGGAACUUGGAGAAAAUAUGAACAGGAUAGUCUCUAUUUCUGAUUACUUGCGGCCAUUAAUGAAGUUCAUGGCAUCUCUUCCUUACAAGGAACAAGUGAUCCUAGUGGGUCAUGGCUAUGGAGGUCUUGCUGUCUCUCUUGCAAUGGAGAAAUUCCCAAAAAAGAUAUCUGUUGCCGUUUUUGCUGCUGCUGUCAUGCCUACUUGGAGAUUACCAAUCAUUGAUGUCUUUGAAGAGUAUUUCAUGAGUACACCGGAAGAGUCUCUAUUGGAUUGUGAAUUUUCCUUUGAUCAUGGUCGAGAAAACUUUCCAACUUCGGUCAUCCUUGGUCCAGAUUUCCUCUCAUCCAAGAUGUACAACUGCUGCCCAUCUGAGGAUACUACAUUGGCAAGUUUGAUGGUUGAGCCCACUAGCUUCUUCUUCAAAGAUUUGGUCAAUGAAACAUUGCUUACCAGGGAGAGAUUCGGGUCUGUCAAUUCGGUUUACAUCUUCUGUAGUAAAGAUGAGGUACUGACUGAGGAAUUCCAAUUGUGGAUGAUAUGUAAUAGUCCAACGACUCCAGCUGUAAGAGUGAUUCUAGAUAGUGGUCAUAUGGUCAUGCUCUCCAAGCCUGACGAGCUUAGCUUAUGCUUGAAGGAGAUAGCUGAGACAUAUUCUACUUAA